Molecule: messenger RNA, 596 nt
Organism: Dermacentor silvarum
Lineage: Eukaryota; Metazoa; Arthropoda; Arachnida; Ixodida; Ixodidae
Product: adult-specific rigid cuticular protein 15.7
Exons: 4
Coding region: 1-465 (154 amino acids)
Cellular component (GO): chitin-based extracellular matrix
Molecular function (GO): structural constituent of chitin-based larval cuticle
Source: RefSeq, a predicted model, not a curated record
AUGUCCCUCGCUUCAGGCCGGUCUGACGCUCUUUCGCGUGCGCGUGACUUUGAUAACUACGCAUCUUCCUAUGCUUUUCAGGCUACAGUGGUACUGGCCCUGGUGGCAGUAGUUCUUGCGGGAGGCUACGGGGGCUAUGGUGGUACCAGCAGGACCUACAGGAAGCAAGAUGACUCCGGCCACUACGGCUUCGGCUACGACAUCAACGGCUACGGCGCCGCCAGCGGCCGCCACGAGACAGGCUCCGCAUACGGAGGCGUGCAGGGCUCCUACUACCUGCAGGACGCGGACGGACGUCAUCGCCGCGUGCACUACGUGGCUGACAAGCAGGGCUUCCGCGCCGUCAUCAACACCAACGAGCCGGGCACAAAGAGCAGCAUUGCGGCGGCUGCGCCGUACCACUCGGCGUACGGCAAAGCCGUGCCCGCUUACGGUGUCGGCGGGCACGGUGGCUACCAUGGCUAGGCGGUAGCCUUCGUCUCUCAACACCUUCGUGGUUGACGCUUCUGCUGUCAUUCACAGUAAUCGAGCAAUCCAUGGUAUCCAGUGGUGACGUCCGGUUGAAACAGCGGGCUAUAAUAAAGAGUUAUACCUGC